Messenger RNA from Ixodes scapularis (black-legged tick), 1779 nucleotides. RefSeq names its product monocarboxylate transporter 3. Gene Ontology annotation, molecular function: transmembrane transporter activity. The transcript is spliced from 5 exons. The record is from RefSeq and is a predicted model, not a curated record. Bases 217 to 1731 code for a protein of 504 amino acids. Lineage: Eukaryota; Metazoa; Arthropoda; Arachnida; Ixodida; Ixodidae. Gene Ontology annotation, biological process: transmembrane transport.
GUCUUUGUGUUGGAUCCACAUAACGGCGGGACGCGACUCGUGUUGAAUGACUUUCCCUUUAUCCACACCUAGACGGAGCAACAGAAGUCUCCGAUUUUGUUUGAAGACGCAAUGUCGGCCCCUCUGCAACAAGCGGUUGACUAGUGACCCGACCGGAACCGAGUGAUACAACUGCCCUGACAAACAUCUCUUGAAAAGAAGCUGGCGAAAGACAAGAUGGCAUAUUCUUCCGAGUUCCUCAAGAAGCACCCAACCCACGGGAUUGACUCUCCGCGGAGCUGGGUGGUACUGGCCUUCUGCUGCCUGGUGCUAUUUAUGUCCCAACUGAGCGUCCGGGUAGCAGGAAUCCUCUACUACGGCAUCAUCGAGACCUUCUCUUCGAGUCGACAGGAGGCUUCUUGGCCAAUCACGCUCCUUGUCUCCCUCUUCAAUUUGGCCGGCCCCUUGAUGGGUUUCCUGUGCCGUCGAUUUUCCUGUAGGGCGGUGCUCGUCACGUGCUCUUUUUUCACCGGCCUGUCCAUGGCAGUGUGCUUCCUUGCACCCAACGUGCUCUUCCUCAACAUCUUCCUUGGCGUAAUCCACGGGACCUGCCUAUGUGGUACCUUCGUGGGAGUAAAUGUUAUCCUGGCGCAGCACUUCGACAAACGACGCACAACCGCAUUCAGCCUGCUCUUCACAGUCAGCAGCUCGAGCUUAUUCUUUAUUCCGUACGUCGUGGAAUGCUUCCGAUCUCAUUACGGUUGUCACGGAGCUUUCUUGAUCCUAGGCGGCCUUAUGUUCAACGCCUUUCCCGGUUCGCUGGCCUUGCGAAGUCCUGCUUGGAUAUCGUCGCACGCAUUGCCGCCUCCGAGGGCUGUCGCGAGCGUAGUCGACGGAGCAGCUACAGAACGCAAAAACGUCCAUCAGCCACCCUCUUGCCUUCUUCAAAGUGAGCGAGACAAUUCAAAGGCGGAAAACAAUCAAGAAGCAGAAGACAGACCCCAAAGACACGACUCCGCGGAGCGAGAGCCGCUGAAACUUUCAGUCAACGACGACUACAAAGACCUGGGCGUCGAGACAGGAAUGCCAAACAUUCUGGACAGUUUAAAAAACUUUGCCGCACCUUUAUUUUGGAUGGACGCUCUCUCUUUUUCGACAUCUGUCUUUGGUAUGACGACUUUUCUACUUGUGUUGAUAGACGUCUCAACGGAGCGAGGUGUAACGCCAGCUGAAGCUGUCUACAUUUUUCUCCCCUUCGCCAUCGCUGACGUGCUCACGCGAACACUUAGCGGCAGCGCCAUUGACAGCGGGAUACUUUCAAUGGAUUCAGCUAUGCUGAUUGGCUGCAUCGCGGAAGCUCUAUCCUUCCAGUGCAUGGCAUGGUCUGAAGGCUUCACCGGCCUUAUGAUUGGAUCCUUAUUCGAGGGCGUUAGCAACGGCCUUAGGCUUGCCUUACAAGCUCCGGUUCUCGUGAAAGACUUUGGUGUGGAACACUUGCCGCUUAUGUUUGGCGGGAUGACUUUCAUCAUUGGACUUGUCCUCCUGGCGAGGCCGCCGCUUAUAGGAUAUUACCGGGAUCACCAAGGAAAGUAUGAUGGCUUGUUGCACAUAAUAGCAACUUUUAACAUCAUCUUAUCAAUCGUCUGGCUCGCGAGGAUUAUGUUGGAGAGGUACCGUCGCAACAAGCCCACUGAACGUGCUGUACUUCAUAACAUUCAGAGUAACCAUAAGGACCAUACGAAUGAGAAGUGAGGAGGAAAUGCAUGCGCCAAAGAAAGCAAUAAACUAGUAAAGAAACCC